CGCGCAUGCGCCGGGCUGGGAGCGCGCAUGCGCCGGGCUGAGGGGAGCGGGGCCGCGCGCAGCCCGUGUGUUUCUCGGGGAGGAGCUGAGGCGCAGACAGCCCCGCCAUGGAUUUCCAGCACCGCCCCGGGGGCAAAACGGGCAGCGGCGGCGUGGCCUCGGCCUCGGAGAGCAACCGCGACCGGCGGGAGCGCCUGCGGCAGCUGGCCCUGGAGACCAUCGACAUCAACAAGGACCCCUAUUUUAUGAAAAAUCAUCUGGGCUCCUACGAGUGCAAGCUUUGCCUGACGCUCCACAACAAUGAGGGGAGUUACUUAGCACAUACCCAGGGGAAGAAGCAUCAGACCAAUUUGGCCCGACGAGCUGCCAAGGAAGCCAAGGAAGCCCCUGCCCAGCCUGCCCCAGAGAAAGUCAAAGUGGAAGUGAAGAAAUUUGUGAAGAUUGGGCGCCCAGGCUACAAAGUGACCAAACAGAGAGACCCAGAAACAGGCCAGCAGAGUCUUCUCUUCCAGAUCGAUUACCCUGAGAUAGCUGAGAGCAUCAUGCCCCGGCACCGCUUCAUGUCGGCCUACGAGCAGCGCAUCGAGCCCCCGGACCGGCGCUGGCAGUACCUGCUGAUGGCAGCAGAGCCCUACGAGACCAUCGCCUUCAAGGUGCCAAGCAGAGAAAUUGAUAAAGCAGAGGGAAAGUUUUGGACCCACUGGAACAGAGAAACCAAACAGUUCUUCCUUCAGUUCCACUUCAAGAUGGAGAAGCCCCCGGCCCCCCCGAACCUCCCCCCAGGGCCCCCGACCGUCAAGCGGCCGCCGCCCCCUCCCCUGAUGAACGGGCUGCCCAUGCGGCCGCCGCUCCCCACCGAGGGGCCGGGCACCAUCCCCCCGCCCCCUCCCUCCAACUGAAGCCCCUCCCGGGCUCCAUCCCGUGGCAUUUGGGUCUUUUUAACUGCAGCUCCCCCCCCAUUCAGGGAACAGAUCCUUUUUGUACCUCUGGAAAGCUGGCUGAGUUCUGUAGGCUCAUUAAAAGGUUUUGCAUUCUCCUUU
Molecule: messenger RNA, 1040 nt
Organism: Passer montanus (Eurasian tree sparrow)
Lineage: Eukaryota; Metazoa; Chordata; Aves; Passeriformes; Passeridae
Gene: SF3A2
Product: splicing factor 3a subunit 2
Biological process (GO): spliceosomal complex assembly
Cellular component (GO): U2 snRNP; catalytic step 2 spliceosome; nucleus
Molecular function (GO): nucleic acid binding; zinc ion binding
Source: RefSeq, a predicted model, not a curated record